Equus quagga is the source of this 2034-nucleotide messenger RNA. RefSeq names its product ribonuclease P/MRP subunit p30 (gene RPP30). Gene Ontology annotation, cellular component: nucleolar ribonuclease P complex. The record is from RefSeq and is a predicted model, not a curated record. Gene Ontology annotation, molecular function: RNA binding. The coding region runs from base 6 to 812 and encodes 268 amino acids. The transcript is spliced from 11 exons. Gene Ontology annotation, biological process: tRNA processing. Lineage: Eukaryota; Metazoa; Chordata; Mammalia; Perissodactyla; Equidae.
UCGGCAUGGCGGUGUUUGCGGAUUUGGACUUGCGUGCCGGUUCUGACCUGAAGGCGCUGCGCGGGCUGGUGGAGAACGCUGCUCACCUGGGCUAUUCAGUUGUUGCCAUCAAUCAUGUUGUUGAAUUUAAGGAAAAGAAACAGGAAAUUGAAAAGCCAGUAGCUGUUUCUGAACUCUUUACAAGUUUGCCAAUUGUGCAGGGAAAAUCAAGACCAAUUAAAAUUUUAACUAGACUGACGAUUAUCGUUUCGGAUCCAUCUCACUGCAACGUUUUGAGAGCAACUUCUUCAAGGGUUCGGCUGUAUGAUAUUGUUGCAGUUUUUCCAAAGACAGAAAAACUUUUUCACGUUGCUUGUACACAUUUAGAUGUGGAUUUAGUCUGCAUAACUGUAACAGAAAAACUACCAUUUUACUUCAGAAGACCCCCGAUUAAUGUGGCCAUUGACCGAGGCGUGAGCUUUGAACUUGUCUAUAGCCCCGCUAUCAAAGACUCCACAAUGAGAAGGUAUACAAUUUCCAAUGCCCUCAAUUUGAUGCAGAUCUGCAAAGGAAAGAAUGUAAUUAUAUCUAGUGCUGCAGAAAGGCCUUUAGAAAUAAGAGGCCCAUAUGACGUGGCAAACUUAGGCUUGCUGUUUGGGCUGUCUGAAAGUGAUGCCAAGGCUGCGGUGUCCACCAACUGCCGAGCAGCAGUUCUCCAUGGAGAAACUAGAAAAACCGCUUUUGGAAUCAUUGCCACAGUGAAGAAGCCUCGGCCAUCAGAAGCAGAUGAUGAUUCUCUUCCAGCUUGCAAAAAAGCCAAGUGUGAGGACUGAAAAGAAUCCCCCCGUCUCUGUCAACACUCCCUUCUUCCCUUUGAUAGUUCAUCAGCCACAACAGAGAGAAAACCUUCGUAUGACUGACUUUUUCACUUGGAGCUAGAAAUCAGUAGUCUAUAAAAAUGAUUUUAUAGUCAAGCCAUUAAGAUAACAAACAAAAUCUAGGGAAGCAUUAAAAAAAAAAAGACUACCAGCUUAAUGAAUUUAGAUACACCAUAAGAGAAAAACAGAGACUAGUUAGUUUAUCCUUUGUGUGAAGUGAUAAAGCGGCAGGGGUAAUUGAAUAAGAUGAUUCAGUGUUUCAGGAGACUCUUUAAAAAUGUUUCGUAUUCAUUUAAAAACUCAGUGCUUUUCUGCUUUACUUGAUAUACAUGGCUUAUGAUUUUUAAUCUUACUACUCAAGAAGUGGUUCUUUUUGAGGACUCUCCCUCUCUCUCUCUAUGCACAUAUAUGUAAAGCAUUUUUGACUGACUUGCGCUUGAGCGAUUUGAUGGACUGGCCUCGUUCACUCCCUCUGUUAAGCUGACGGCCACUGCUGCUGAGCCCACACACCGCGAGUCUGCCGCUGCCUCGAGUGCCAGCUCGCCUCUGCCUUCACCCAACGGGGAUUCACCAGAAGUUGAGGUGUGUGUUUAUUCACAGGGCUGUUUAUGCCAUUGUAUUUAGCAUCAUAAAAUCAUGUAAAUUAACUAAAAAUUAUGAAAACUUGUGAACAAUGGGGGGCAAAAAAAGAAUUCCCAGGAAAACUAAGUUGAUGCUUUUGAAAUAUUUGAAAAAGGUGACUCAUUAAAAAGAACUGCUGUCAAAGGAGGUGUGAGCAGGACAACUAAGAUUUAGGGGCGAUCCAGUAAAAAUGCUGUACUUGAUGACGACAUAAAGAGAUGGAAAGACAUUCCAUGUAUAUGGAUUGGAAGAAUAAACAUAGUUAAAAUGUCCAUACUACCUAAAGCAAUCUACAGAUUCAACGCAAUCCCAAUCAGAAUCCCAAUGACAUUCUUUACAGAAAUAGAACAAAGAAUCAUAAAAUUGCUAUACUUGGAUUACUUCACUGGAGUCGUAAGUUCUCUUCUUUAAAGAGACUGGAACUCAGGAAAGACAACUAGGUCUCCCAUCAGUGGAUCCAUUCUCCCAAGAACCGGCUUUGACCCUCCUUUAAAAGAUUGGCAUACAUUUAUAUGUUUUAAACUCAAAUAAAAUGUUUAAGGGGAUGUAUGUUCAA